Messenger RNA from Miscanthus lutarioriparius, 657 nucleotides. Lineage: Eukaryota; Viridiplantae; Streptophyta; Magnoliopsida; Poales; Poaceae. The record is from the annotation of a GenBank genome assembly.
AUGGCGGCAGUCGGAGCGCGCCCAGUGCUGUACCACCACCCGGCGCCGGCGGGCGACGCCGCCUCCAUGUCCUCCUACUUCUCCCACGGAGGCAGCUCCACCACCACCAGCUCCGCGUCCAGCUUCUCCGCCGCGCUCGCGCCGACGACCACGGCGCUCGCCGAGCAGUUCGACAUCUCCGAGUUCCUCUUCGACGACGCGGGGGUCGCCGGCGCGCCAGGCGUGUUCGCCGAUGGCGCGCCCCCCGUCGUCGUGUCGGAUGCCGCCGCCGCCGGUGGGGGUGGUGCAAUCAGCGCAGCCGCUGGGAGCGUGGCUGCGGCGGCGGAGGCGGUGCCGGAGCGGCCGCGGACGGAGCGGAUCGCGUUCCGGACGAGGUCGGAGAUCGAGAUCCUGGACGACGGCUACAAGUGGAGGAAGUACGGCAAGAAGUCCGUCAAGAACAGCCCCAACCCAAGGAACUACUACCGGUGCUCGACGGAAGGGUGCAACGUGAAGAAGCGGGUGGAGCGGGACAAGGACGACCCCAGCUACGUGGUGACGACGUACGAGGGGACGCACAACCACGUCAGCCCCAGCACGGUGUACUACGCCAGCCAGGACGCCGCCUCCGGCCGCUUCUUCGUCGCCGGCACGCAGCCGCCGGGCUCCCUCAACUAA